AUGGUUUCAUCAUGGUUUCAAUAUAAUGACAAAUUGAACUUAAAAAAUAAGACAGAUUUAAAAUUUAUUCCUAGAUUAGUAUAUAAAGAUAAAGAAAUGAGAAGUUUUUCAUCAUCAAUCUAUGAUAUAGUGGAUAAGAAGAACAUCAAAAUGCUUGAUAAUGAAACAAUGUAUUUAGGUGUUAUACCUAAAAAUGAAGUUUUACAAAAAGUAGGAUUUGGACAUUUUUAUUUAUAUCAUCCUUGUAAUAUGGAUGCUAAAAAUAUUAAUGAGUUGGAAGAUUCAUUAAAAUUAUUUGCCAUCAUUGUAAUAAAUUGUAAUGCUGGAGUACAUAUUCCUAUUGUUAUGAAAAAUGAAUAUAAUAAACAAUCUAGAACAAUUGAAAAUUACUAUGCUUUGGGAUCAUUUGUUGAUAAUGAUAAUAAAUUUAGAACUAUUAAUGAUUUAAUUAAUCAUUAUAAACGUAUAUCACCACAACAAAUAAUAAAGGAUAACAAGAAAUUUCCAGAUAAUUGUAAAACUUCUGGUCCUGGUAAUAAUUUAUCCUCUAUUAACAAUCAUUCUUCUUCUGUUACUAACAAACCAAUGGUUCAAAAGAACCAAGAAAAACAUAUUGAUAAAGAUAAAAAGAAAAUUGUUGAAAAAAAUAUAACAAAUAAUAAUUGUGAUGAAGAAACUGAUCAAAUGUGUAUGGAAACUUUUUCUGAUAUUUCAAUGUCAUUACCUGAAAAUAAUGAUAAAGGAAAAGAAUUAUUAAAAAAAUUAUCAAUUAAAAAUUGUGUUAUCAAAAAACCUGUACCUUCACAAAAAUGUAUAUCUUUUUCUAAAAAUAAACCAGGUUCUGGUAAUGUUUCAGAAUCUACGUCACAAUCAAAGUCAACAUCAUUAAAAUCAUCUGAUCCAUCAACAACAUUAAUAGAAAAAUUUGAUAACAAAAAAAAUAUUAAUGAUAAAAAAUUAAUUAGAGAUGAUAACUUUUAUAAUAAUUAUUAUCUAGGUGAACUUAAAAAGAAAGAUCUUAAAGGAAUAGUUAAGAAACCAUUUGAUUUUGCUUUUUAUCAUCGUGAAAUUUCUAAAAAAAAUAAAAAAAAGAAGAAAAUAAUGUAUAUGGUAUAUAAACAACUUGAAGGAAAAUUAAUUCAUCUUCCAAUAACAAGAAAAAGAAAUCCAAAAUAUGAUGGUUCUAAAAGUUCAGUAAAACGUUUUUAUGUUCUUAAGACACCAUAUGAUGAUUAUGAUUAUUUUAAUAGUUUUAAAGAGAUCGUUGAUUACUUUUACGACAGAAUUGAAAAAGUUAAAGAAUUACAUCAAAAAUCUAUAAGUUAA
Molecule: messenger RNA, 1326 nt
Organism: Strongyloides ratti
Lineage: Eukaryota; Metazoa; Nematoda; Chromadorea; Rhabditida; Strongyloididae
Exons: 2
Coding region: 1-1326 (441 amino acids)
Source: RefSeq, a predicted model, not a curated record